Pseudo-nitzschia multistriata is the source of this 2430-nucleotide messenger RNA. The record is from the annotation of a GenBank genome assembly. Lineage: Eukaryota; Bacillariophyta; Bacillariophyceae; Bacillariales; Bacillariaceae.
CGGCGGGCAAGUUCUCCUGGCCACCGUAGAAAACAAGAAUUUCGAAAAAUCUAUGAUUUCCAUCACAAAAUCACAUCCAUUUUUGUCGUCGAGCAAAUUUUACCGCACACGGAACAGAAAAGAAACAACGAUAAGGCCACAGAUUACAAUUACCAAUAUCAUAUUCCUAUCUACCGUACGCARCACAACACAAAGAGAAAAAUGACGACCUGUUGCAAUAAAUUCACAAGAAUGUGUACCAUUUUUACACGAGUGGUGGCCAUUGCGUACGCCACGUUAGCUGCUUUCACUUUCCUGGAAGCCCGGGAUUUGGCACAGUCGGACGGUUACCAAUACGACUCAGACACAGGCAUCGUGUAUGUUCCGCUUUUGCUCUGUGCUCCACCAAGUGUUGAGAAUGACGGUUCGUCCCURAUUAUUUCAUCCGAUAGCAAUUGUCGCGACAUGAAUUACCUCGUCAGUGCACCCUUCGUCUGCUCUGCAUGCUCAGCCUUGGCAUGUGUAUUUUUUGUGAUCAUGGAUAUUCUAGCCCGUUUCGGAAAGGGUCCUUUUAGCAUGUCGGCAGUUGCAGGGAUGGGUCUUUACUUGGUAGUWAUUUUGGUCCAGUCUGGAAUCAGUACGGGAGCACUGGUUGAGCAAAAUAUWUAUUGGGUGAAUUACAUGCAAGAAUAUCUCGACGAGCAAGAUUUCGACGGGACAGCAAAGUCCUACGCAAACACGCAUAUUCUAGUUAGCUCAACUGGUUGUGCCUUUGCGGCUGCAUUCUUGAUUUUGAUGGAUGCGAUUUUGUAUCGAUGGAAUGAAAAGAGGCAAGCUGCUAUCGAAGAUCAAAGAAUUGUAGAUUUUGUGCGGGCGUCCCAGGCCAAGACGGAACUUAGAGAUGAUGCUAGCAUUGAUCACGACAUCAAACAGUCAACAACAGUUGAUACGCUGAUUGAUACCAUCGAAAGUGGMAAAUGUGCUCCUCCCGAUGCCAGCGAAACAACAGGAAUACCUCCAUGGGUCUCGCCGUACAAACAAUAGUACACGARAGACUCGACCAAAAUCAAAGCAAGCCUGCAAAAGUAAUGUAUAUUAACAAAAAAAUCAUUGUAUCACCUUCAUUAGAUUUCUAGCUUGAUUUCAAAAAUUGGAUGCAAAAAUAUGCGUCACUGAUCUGAUCCACUGACUWAAUAAAUACAAGCUUCGGCACGAUGGAAAUUCGAAGCAUGUCAGCAUUUUCCAUCGCAUUUGGAUCCACGGUGUUGCUGGCUGUGAAUAAUGAUUAUGCUCCUUCGUCAAACUGGAAAACAUGACAAAAUUAUUCGUUCCUGUCACAUUURUCCGAAUCAGGGUAUAGGCUUGAUUACUCAACGAUAAUUACCACCGAAACAAGCUGAGAAACGAGCGCCGUAAUCGCCUUCCUGUUCUAAUCCCGCUCUUUCAUCGAGAUAACUCAUAUUUUGUAGSUUUGUGUGCCGGCCUAGRUCAAAUUUAAGUUGAUCAAAUUCUAGUCGAUCAAUCGUUUAGCAAUCCAUGGAAGAUGCUUUCCGUUCGAUUCCAUUCAAAACCCAUAUGUUGCACCAUUGACUUGUUCCUUGGUUCGCCAAGAACCAAAGAAACCCCAUCCAAUGUUCAGCGCACAAAUAGCCAAUUCAAACAACAUAGAUGAUUCUGUGGGCCCCUCGUAUGAGUCUCCCAAGAGGGCAUCGAGGGGAGGUUCAAAUCCAAUAACGUAGCGAAGGACUAGCGUGGAGACCAGAGUCAGAGCAGCAACAAGCGCAGGAAUGCGCGGAUUGCAUGGUAGAAGUCCCUCUUGAGUAGCCCCCGCCGCAAGCGACGAAACGACAAAGAAGCUUCCAAGAAAGAGACCAUCCUGUGCAGCGAAGAAUCCCACCAGGUACAUGUAUCCAUACAAGUGGCUGAUGACCUCAUCGUUGUAGAAAAAAUUUCCCUGGUUGGGUUUGUUGUCGCGGGGCGUCGAGAGCAUUGCGAAGGCGACGUUGUUAUUUUCGUCGAUGUUGGCGUCAUCGAAGUCGUCGUCAAUCUUCCUCCCCCGAAGUGCGGCAUUGCGCACUUGCGAUGYCGUGGAMGAUGGCAGUGAAUUCGGAGUGGAUGAACAUUUCCCGGAUAAUUUGAAUUGUCCUGGAAAGGAAGAUAGCGAUAGCCUUUCCAAAUGCGGGUUGCUCGAACGAACGAAGGCUUUGCUGCUGUGUGGCAAGCAUGAAAUGCCGAGAAGAAUUGGAAAAAGAACAACACUAACGAUAUCUGUUCUCAUGGUUGGUAGUUGAUUCUUCUUUGUUUCUUCCUUUGAUAGGUCGGAUUCGAUUUCACUAUGCUUUCUGCGGUUAUAUCGUGAGAUGGUGGUAUCCGAGGUGUUUUGUUCUGUACAGAUGCUUGCUGCCAACAUCGACUGAAAAAGUGUAGAAACAAUAGAGAAGAUUGGAGUUG